Microthlaspi erraticum is the source of this 375-nucleotide messenger RNA. Lineage: Eukaryota; Viridiplantae; Streptophyta; Magnoliopsida; Brassicales; Brassicaceae. The record is from the annotation of a GenBank genome assembly.
AUGGACAUCAAGUUUUGCAAGACCAACCUCUCAUUGAGCACAAGGAGUUGGAUGGGAGGUUCCAAUUCAAGUUCACUCAUCCUUGGCUGGCCCUCCAAGCUUCUUCUGCCCAACCCUGAGCUCACCACGGUUCUAGGAGUGAAUGCGGAUUUGGGUGAGCCUGAGUGCUACUACUUUGAGGAGUAUGAGGCUCCAAGGAUGAACCCCUCUGUUGUGGCUGCCACAAGAGGAUUGGACUUCUCCAAAGUUCAACAAGUGGCAAGGGAAAGCCAUGGAAAGAUGCAAAAGUCCAUGGACAAGAUCAAGAGUCUUGGAGAAGAAGGUUUCUGGUUCUUCAAGCAAGAAGAAGAAGUCCAAGGCUCCCACAUUCCCUAG